This is a messenger RNA of Oncorhynchus nerka (sockeye salmon), 3109 nucleotides long. Its product is annotated as RUN domain-containing protein 3B-like. The record is from RefSeq and is a predicted model, not a curated record. The transcript is spliced from 8 exons. The coding region runs from base 143 to 1087 and encodes 314 amino acids. NCBI's taxonomy places the organism in Eukaryota, Metazoa, Chordata, Actinopteri, Salmoniformes, Salmonidae.
ACGAGCGAGCGUGCUGGAGUGACGCGGAUAGAGCCCGCGGGCGGUGGCGUGCACUGUUGAACCCAACCUGCUGAUUUAAAAGAAACAGGGACAGCAAAUACUGCGCACCUAGGCCGGGGAGAUACGACUAACUGUGGCGAGGAUGGCGUCACGUAGCCUGGGGCUGCAUGUAGCACGCAAACAGGACGCUGCCAGAAGCGGAGCUGUGGAGAGGAGGAAUCUACUGACUGUCUGCAGGUUUUCAGUGAAGACGUUGCUUGACCGCUCCUGUUUAGACACGAUGGACGACUCUUCUCCAGAGUUCACCAACUUCGUCUCCAUCCUGGAACAGAUCCUCAGUCACAAACUCAAAGGUCAGACUACGUGGUUUGGUUAUGAGACUCAUCGUAGUUUCUGGGAUUAUGUGAAAGCAGCCUGCAGUAAAGUCUCUCCCAGCUGCAUCCACAGCAUUGAGAGCAUGGAGAAUGUCUGCUCCUCCAGAGCUAAGGGUCGGGCGUGGAUCAGGCUGGUGCUGAUGGAGAAGAGGCUGUCUGAGUACAUCUCCGCCGCCCUGAGGGACUUCAAAACCACCAGGAGAUGGUAUGAGGAUGGGGCCAUCAUGCUAGGUGAGGAGGCGGGGCUGCUAGCAGAUACACUCCUCGGUCUCAACACCAUUGACUUCAGCUUCUGUCUGAAAGGGGAGGGGCUGCAUGGAAGCUGCCCAGCGGUGAUUGACUAUACGCCUUAUCUGAAGUCGUUUCAGAGAGAGAACAGCAUCAGCAGUGAUGAGGAGGAGUUGAGGACCCUGGGGAGCAGCGGCAGCGAGAACACCACCCCUGAAAAGAUGGCCGCCAGCACUGCAGAGGCCAUCUUAACUGAGCAGAGCAGCUGGGUCUGCAGGUGUAAACGACUCGAGCAGAAAUACCGCAUGGCAUUGGAACAGAAGUGUUAUCUGGAAGAGAUGGUUCGUCUGAGAGAGGCCCAGCUGUCUCAAGUGAUUCCUCAGAACAAAGCUCUUCAGCAGAGACUAACAGACACACACCUCUCACACACACUGGAGAAGGAACAACUAGAAUACAUCGUAUUGGAGCUCCAGGACCAACUGUGAGUUUGUGUAUCUGUGAGUGGGUGGAAUGACCAGCUGUGAGUGACAUUUUAACCACAGCGAGAGGGCCAGGGAAUGCAGGAGUAGUGCACACAGCUAUGUCAAAUUUAUUUAUAUAGCCCUUCGUACAUCAGCUGAUAUCUCAAAGUGCUGUACAGAAACCCAGCCUAAAACUCCAAACAGCAAGCAAUGCAGGUGUAAAAGCACGGUGGCUAGGAAAACUCCCUAGAAAGGCCAAAACCUAGGAAGAAACCUAGAGAGGAACCAGGCUAUGUGGGGUGGUCAGUCCUCUUCUGGCUGUGCCAGGUAGAGAUUAUAACAGAACAUGGCCAAGAUGUUCAUAAAUGACCAGCAUGGUCGAAUAAUAAUAAGGCAGAACAGUUGAAACUGGAGCAGCAGCACAGUCAGGUGGACUGGGGACAGCAAGGAGUCAUCAUGACAGGUAGUCCUGGGGCAUGGUCCUAGGGCUCAGGUCCUCCGAGAGAGAUAAAGAAAGAGAGAAUUAGAGAGAGCAUAUGUGGGGUGGCCAGUCCUCUUCUGGCUGUGCCGGGUGGCGAUUAUAACAGAACAUGGCCAAGAUGUUCAAAUGUUCAUAAAUGACCAGCAUGGUCGAAUAAUAGGAAGGCAGAACAGUUGAAACUGGCACAGCAGCAUGGCCAGGUGGACUGGGGACAGCAAGGAGUCAUCAUGACAGGUAGUCCUGGGGCAUGGUCCUAGGGCUCAGGUCCUCCGAGAGGGAGAAAGAGAGAAGGAGAGAAUUAGAGAACGCACACUUAGAUUCACACAGGACACCGAAUAGGACAGGAGAAGUACUCCAGAUAUAACAAACUGACCCUAGCCCCCCGACACAUAAACUACUGCAGCAUAAAUACUGGAGGCUGAGACAGGAGUCUUACUAUACUUGUGAGGACUUCUUGGGGACCAACAACCUUAACUCCUAAACCUAACCACUAAUUCUAACCUUAAGACUAAAAUAGUUAUUUUCACAAGUGAGGACCUUAUGAGGUUUAUAAGUUAGGUUUAAAAGUAGACUCGGUAAGAUGAUGUAGAUGCACCGUGUACACAGUAGUAGUGCGUCAAUUUCCACAACUGAGCAUUGGAGCGUGAGGCUUAACUUCUGUUUUGGUCCCGUAGCUACCAUGUUGCAUCGUGCAAAUCUCAAUGGCUGUGUUAGAGCGGAUCACUUUUGUCAAGCCUUUCAAAGUUUGUUGCAUUGUGGGAGAAAAAUGGUCUGACUUGCACCUACAUGUCAACUGCUUGAACAUUACAAAAAUGUGAUCAAAGGUCAUUGACUGCAAGUUUCUGCUCUUCACCAACUUAAUUCUGCAGCCAUCGCCUGUAUUGUGGGAAGCUCUAUUGCCAGAAAUUACGUAAUUGGACAAAAAACACCUUCCCACGACUGAGCAAAAGCCUUAAAAUAAGGAUUGUGUGGAAGUUGAUUGUUAUAUCAUGUGUAUAUGAACCAUAGAGGCAACACUCAAGCCAACAUAUUUUUAUUAUUUUACCCCUUUUUCUCCCCAAUUUCGUUGUAUCCAAUUGUUUAGUAGCUCGGGAGAGACAAAGGUUGAAAGUCAUGCGUCCUCCGAUACAACCCAACCAAACUGCACUGCUUCUUAACACAGCGCUCAUCCAAUGUGUCGGCGGAAACACCGUGCAUCUGGCAACCUUGGUUAGCGCGCACUGCGCCCGGCCCGCCACAGGGGUCGCUGGUGCGCGAUGAGGGAGCGAACCCAGGGUCUCUGGUGGCACAGCUGGUGCUGCAGUACAGCGCUCUUAGCCACUGCGCCACCCGGGAAGCCCCCCAAGCCAACAUUUUGAGUAAACAAUAAGUAACGAACGUUCCAUACAGCCUCCUAAACAGUAUAAUGUUUUGAAAAACCUUUCAGAUUGAUAUGAAAUAUAGUGUAAUGCCUGAUGACAAACUGUAUCUAGAGCCAGGCCCAGAAGACAGAAAAUCAGAUUCAGGAGGACUUUGAGAAACUUCACCAGUUUCCACGAUAUGAAGAGGCAGCCAGGAUGGCUGUC